AUGUUGAGAUAUGAGGGACAUGUGUGUGUAAUCCUGUUCAAAACGCUCUUGAGGAUUCUGUUGAAGAUCCUCUAUUCUGAAAAGUCUCCAGAGGAAACAAAUCCUAAAAGAGUAGCUCUCGAGGAGAUGGAAUGCAACAAGGAUGAAGCGAGAAGGGCAAUGGAUAUUGCUGAGAGGAAGGUUACAGCAAAAGACUACAACGGGGCGAGAAAGUUCGCUAACAAGGCUCAAACCUUGUAUCCCCAACUGGAAGGUCUGAAGCAAUUGAUGAUGACGGUUGAUGUUUACAUCUCAGGAGAGAAACAGAUCGGUGGAGAAGCUGAUUGGUAUGGUAUCCUUGGUGUAGAUCCAUACGCUGAUGAUGAAGCAGUGAGAAAGCAGUACCGGAAAUUAGCUCUCAUGCUCCAUCCGGAUAAAAACAAGUGUACAGGCGCAGAAGGUGCUUUCAAGCUGGUUUCAGAGGCUUGGAGUUUGCUAUCUGACAAGUCUAGGAGAUUUUCAUAUAACCUGAAGAGGCAGGUUGGAGAAGCUCCACAGAGAUUCACAACAACGCAGACCGGGGCUCCACCUCCACCAAGCUCUAACGGGUUUCAAAAUGCAAGAAACCCUGUGAGUUCGAAUGCUAGGCCUAAAACUAAGCCUGCUGCACGUAUGGAUAGAUCUAGAUCCCGCGUGGAUCCCCCUGCUCCUGCUGCUCCGGUUAAGGAGAGUUGUACCUUCUGGACGAUGUGCAACAGAUGCACGACGCAGUAUGAGUACCUGAGGGUUUAUCUUAACCAGACCUUGCUUUGUCCAAACUGUCAGGAGGGUUUCAUUGCAGCUGAGAAGAAUCCGCCUGCAACUGUUUUGAGGCCAGUCGACCUCUCAUCUAGCCAAAAGCACCGGAGCUCCAAAAAUCAAGCCGCACACAAAAACACUUCUUCUGGGAGAGAGCAUGCACCAUCUGCUAGCCGUGGUUUUCAGUGGGAGUCUUUGUCAAGAAUGGCUAACAGCGGAAAUGUCACAAACCAAGCUCCGAAUUCAGUUCAGCAAGCAAAAGAUAAUCUGAAAAGAGGGUUUGGGGAGUCACAAGAAAGGGAUGCUUCCAGAGGAUUCACAAACUCUGAUCUGAGGAAUUUCAAGAAGCCGAGGACUGACGAUUCCCAUCUCUUUGGUCCAAGUAAGUCCAGUAAUCCUGCCAAAGGAUAUACUGAAACGCCAACCACCAUGGGCUCUCGUCAUCCUAAUAUACAAAGAAUGUUGUUGCCUUGUGAUAUCAAGAAAGCGCUUAUGAACAAGGCACAGUCAGAUAUAUCUAAGAGACUUCCGAAGAUGAUCUCUGACAUGGCAGAGGACGUGAAAGCAGUUGAGAGGGAGAAGAAAAGUAUGAAAGCAACGAGCAAGGCGAAUGAGGUUGAAAGGAAUGGUGGUCCGGUCAAUGUUUCCAGUGAUUCAGAUGAAGAGAAGGUUGUUAAAGUGACCGCAAUCACUGUUCCUGAUUCAGAUUUUCACAACUUUGAUCUUGGCCGCUCUGAAAAUUCCUUCCGAGAGGACGAGAUUUGGGCUGCUUAUGACGAUGACGAUGGUAUGCCUCGGUUCUACGCCCGCAUCCAAAAGGUGGUUUCUCUGAAUCCCUUUAAACUGAGAAUCAGCUGGCUCAAUACCAAAACCUGCAGAGAGUUUGGUGAUCUAGACUGGACAAGGUCUGGUUUUGCAAAAUCGUGUGGGGAGUUCAGAGUUGGGAAAUACGAACCAACAGAUGCACUAAACGCCUUUUCUCACAAAGUCGAUUUCACCAAAGGUGCGAGAGGACUCCUUUACAUUCUUCCCAAGAAGGGACAAGUCUGGGCUCUGUAUCGAAACUGGUCUGCUGAGUGGGACAAAGAAACCACACCUGGUGAAGUUAUACACAAGUACGACAUGGUGGAAGUUCUUGAUAACUAUACCGACGACAAGCAAGAUGUAACCGUGGCUCUCUUACUCAAAGCCGAAGGGUUCAGGGCAGUUUUCCGGAGAAGCACAGAGCAGAACGAUGUGAGGAAGAUCACAAAGGAGGAGAUGUUCAGAUUCUCCCACCAAGUGCCUCACUACAUUCUCACAGGGAAAGAAGCUGAUAACGCACCAGAGGGCUUUAUGGAACUAGACCCGGCUGCAACACCUUGUGAACUACUUUCAGAGAACGACGAGGUUAAAGAGUCAUCAAAAAUGGAUGUUGAGGAAAGUGCUCCAAAGGAAGAAAUGGGUAUGGAUCUAGAUUAG
Microthlaspi erraticum is the source of this 2238-nucleotide messenger RNA. The record is from the annotation of a GenBank genome assembly. Lineage: Eukaryota; Viridiplantae; Streptophyta; Magnoliopsida; Brassicales; Brassicaceae.